CCCAUUUUUAAGCUCGCAGAGGAACUCAUUGUGCUCUUUAUGUUCGCUCUUGCGGAUGGGGAGCUUGUUGUUCCCUCAGCCUUCUUCUCCUCCUGUCCGCUUCACUUAGUGGGCAGUUCUCCGUCUCGGUUUUCACUCUUGAUUAUAAAGGAGGAGUUUUCAGCAGAGAGGCACUUAUAGUCCUGAAUAAACUCUGGCUGUGUGAUCCGGGACAGUAGGCUGACUUCACUAGCUUUUCAUUUGGGCAAAAGGACGAGCUGAUAAAAACUGGCAACAUGGUUGUGGCGGGCUGCACGAAAUGCAUAAAAUAUAUGUUAUUUUUCUUUAAUUUUAUUUUCUGGCUGGCCGGAGGUGUUAUCUUAGCAGUGGCCCUGUGGCUCCGCCAUGACAGUCAAACCAGCAACCUCCUCAUCCUCCAGUUUGAAGGCCACCAGGCACCAGGCACCUUCUACAUCAGUGUGUACAUACUGAUAGCUGUUGGGGCUGUGAUGAUGCUCGUGGGCUUCCUCGGGUGUUACGGUGCCAUUCAAGAAUCUCAGUGCCUGUUGGGAACAUUCUUCUUCUUCUUGGUGAUCCUCUUUGCUUGUGAAGUGGCUGCAGCAAUGUGGGGCUUCAUGAACAGGGACACAAUUUCAAAGGAACUGAUCAACUUCUACGACUCCGCCUACAUCAAAGCUGUGGACGUCUCAGGGUCUCCGAGCAAAGACUCUGCCAUCAAGGUGCUGGAUGUGUUCCACACUACGCUCGACUGCUGUGGUAAAGGUGACGACACCGCUCUUUUCAAACAAGUCGCCGGCACCUUGUGUCCCAGAAAGUCUCCAGAAGAUCUUCUGAAAUCUCAGAGCUGCCACACUCAGCUGAUCGAGCUGUUCUCGGAAAAGCUCUACCUGAUUGGUCUGGCUGCUCUGGUGGUUGCUGUCAUCAUGAUCUUCGAGAUGAUCUUCACCAUGGUGCUCUGUUGUGGCAUCCGUAACAACCCGGGAGUAUACUAGGAGACUGUGUUGCUACGCAUCAGCUCCUCUUCUUUGUGAUUUUAACCCGACAAGAUGGAUAUCUUUCAUUUUUUUACCCUAGAUUAAAAAAUGCAUCAGCAGCUCGGUCUUGAUAAUCUAUAAACACUCAUCAUUCUUAAACAAUGAUUUAGACGUUUCUUUAUUUAUCACAUAUCUUCAUAUGAAUCAUUUAUACAUAUGAUAUGUUGUGAAAUAUUUUUCUGAGGUCAUUUUUAUGGAUGUAUAAAUUGUAUAUAUACUUGUCAUAUGUUAAUAACACUUAGUAGAGUGCAUGUAUUCCCUGAUUGAUUGUUUGCGAAGCAUCUUGCUGCAGUGCUAGUGUUAAAAUAUAAUUUAAGCAGCAGGGUGUCAUUGGUCUAAGGGGAUGUACUGUCUUACUCUAAUGAUUAUCAGGUUGACGACUGUGUGUCUCUUCUUUGUGCCUAAUGGACCAUCUUCAUGCUCUCUUUACUUUAUUAACUUGUGAAACACUCAUCCUUAAAUAAACAGUUAUUUCUUCUUACUCAACCUGUUUUUUUAAUAAUGCUAAUAAAUGAUGUCACCUUCCUUUUUUUGGAACAUACUACACUGGUGUUUUCCAACCUUUUAUUUUGCUUGUGACUCCUUAAGAUGAAGCAAAUUCUCUUUCAAUGUCUGUAAAUUGUAAUCAGGAAAAUAAAAGUAUGUUGUGAAUCCAAA
Cyclopterus lumpus (lumpfish) is the source of this 1691-nucleotide messenger RNA. RefSeq names its product CD81 antigen-like. The record is from RefSeq and is a predicted model, not a curated record. Gene Ontology annotation, cellular component: membrane. The transcript is spliced from 8 exons. Bases 276 to 992 code for a protein of 238 amino acids. NCBI's taxonomy places the organism in Eukaryota, Metazoa, Chordata, Actinopteri, Perciformes, Cyclopteridae.